CAAAAGAAAAUAUACAUGGAAAAGAGAAUUUUGAAAAUGCCCACUGAAGUAACCGUACAAAAUCUGUUCAUUUUUAACUCAACAUUAUCAAAAACUGAAGAUGAUGGAGCUAACAAAAUUUUGUUUUAUUAUCCUACACAAGAAGAUGAAAAUAAAAAAGUACUCAAUAUUGGUCAUAUUGAAGCUGUUAUCUGUUUUAUGAGAAAUUUCAAUGAUAGUCAGUCAUGUGAAUCAUUACGAACAAAAAAGUCACUACAAGUUAUGUAUAACGCAGAACAGAAUUUUUGGAUAGUUAUAAAAUUAUCGGCAGUUUGUAAAUCUUCACAGAAGUCGUCAGAAACACAAAAUAAUGUAGAAUAUUGUACUUAUAACUUACAAGAACCAAUUUAUUUAUCUAUUUUGAAACAUUGGUAUUAUACUUUUCUUAUGAUUGUGGGUUCAAUGACAGAUAUAAUGAAUGAAAGUGGUCCAGAUAAGCUUAGGCUUCUGCUUAAACAGUUUUAUAAUAAGUAUUUGCAAAUUUCUAAUGUAUCAAAUUAUACUUUUAUGGAUUUGUUUCAUGGUAUUAGUUUUUUGCCACUAGACAACACUGUUCAUCUAUAUGCUCAAAGUUUUUUAAACACAAUAGAAAAUUCCUUCAUACAAGUUAAUUAUACCUUGCUCUUGUAUAAUGACUCAUUAGUUUGGAGUGGUUUAAGCAAACAACAAACUCAGCUUGUUUAUUCUUACAUUUUAAUGUGGGUUUUACCAGAUAUUACUCGAGAUGAGAAUAUAGUUAAAGGAAAUUCUUUAAAAAAAUGUUUACCAAAUCAGUUGGUUGGAAGAUUUAUAACAAAUACAUGGGCAAUAAUUACAGAUAGUUGGAAUAGCGACCUUGGUAAAGUUCCAGUAUUUUUGCUCAAUGAUGAAAAUGACGGAACAAUUAAAAAAUAUAGAUUAAUAAUGUACAAAGCACAUAAUUCCAUUGUUUGUAUGUUUAUGAAAAUGGAAAAUUCAUUAACUAUAGAUUUGUACAAUAGACUUGAUCAGUUCCUGAGCACCAAACUUCAUUUAUUAUCAGAAAAAAUGAAAAAUACAGUAGAAAAAAUGUUACCGUUAAAAAUCCAUGUUGAAAGACCAGCUAAAUUCAUAUACUUCAAUGCAAUGAAUUUAGCUAUAAAAAAUUCAAUAAAAUUAUCAAAUACAUUGGCUACUACAAGACCAUUAGACUUUUAUCUUAGCCCAGAGACAUUACGUGUUCUAGUUGAUAUUAGUAACCAAAAUAUAAAUAAGCUUCCAACAUGUUCUACUAUGGUUAAAACAUCUAAUGACAACUGGAUAGCUAGUCAUCUAUGUAAUUCAAGAGAAAUUUAUAUUGUGUUAAAUCAAAAAUUAACAAAACUAUGUGAUGUUGACAUGGAAAUUCAAAAUUUAUGUGCACAAGAACUUGGAACAAUUUUCUUUUAUGACUAGUAUUGUACAGCUUACUUUAUGAGAAAAGUACUUAUUUUCUAACUGAACAAUUAAAUAGUCAUUUGUAUUGUUAAUUAUCAUAGUUUUCUCUGUAAUGAGUUAUUGUUAUCUGUAUUAAUUGUAAUCUUGUUAUAAAUUAAAAUUGAUUCUAUCAUAAUUAUUCUAAAUUCAAGUAAAUGCAUUUAUUUUACUAGAGAGGUAUAUAUUUUUGAUAUCAAAUAUCAAU
Messenger RNA from Daktulosphaira vitifoliae (grape phylloxera), 1678 nucleotides. It is a transcript of the gene Ccz1, whose product is annotated as vacuolar fusion protein CCZ1 homolog. Gene Ontology annotation, biological process: vesicle-mediated transport. Gene Ontology annotation, cellular component: Mon1-Ccz1 complex; intracellular membrane-bounded organelle. The transcript has 11 exons. The record is from RefSeq and is a predicted model, not a curated record. The coding region runs from base 16 to 1452 and encodes 478 amino acids. Lineage: Eukaryota; Metazoa; Arthropoda; Insecta; Hemiptera; Phylloxeridae.